Messenger RNA from Rosa chinensis, 1413 nucleotides. Its product is annotated as auxin-induced protein 15A-like. Gene Ontology annotation, biological process: response to auxin. Bases 1091 to 1405 code for a protein of 104 amino acids. The record is from RefSeq and is a predicted model, not a curated record. The transcript has a single exon. Lineage: Eukaryota; Viridiplantae; Streptophyta; Magnoliopsida; Rosales; Rosaceae.
GAUCCAAAACCAUCCGCAAAAUAACAGAGCCAAAAUUGUUGCAUAUAUUUUUCAUUUGUGUGAGUAAACCGGUUUCAAAACCAUUUCAAUAAGAGCAUAAUAUCAAAAAAUAUAGAAACUGAAAAACAAAAAAAACUCAGAUGCCACUUCCAUGAAGAAAAGAGCGAGAGAAAACAAACAGUAGACAAUGGUAUCUUGUUUCUCAGGUGUAAAGAGUGGCAGGUCAACUGAAACUGUAGACAACUACCUCAAAGAUCUGCGGGCCGGGGGGGGGGGGGGGGGGGAUUGGCGAUGAGAAAUAGUAGAUAAAUGCAAUAGAAAGAUUUCUUGCUGUAAAAAGGAUAGAAAACUGAAUUCUGGAGUGCAUGAAAAGAGUUAUAAUCUUCCCUUGAAAAUUAAGUACUAGCAGGGCAAUGACACUACAAAUUCCAUGAUUCAUGAAUGCAUAAUUUCUCAUCACUGGUAUUACAGUGAAUAGCUUGAACUGCUCUUCAAAUAUCUAAAUCAUUACCUGUGCUGUUUUCUUGUCAUGGUCGACCAUCAAUUGACUUUUCUUGAUUGACUACACAAAAUGAGAAACUUCCUCAGCAUGAACCAGCUAAACCACAUGCUAGGCUCGCUUGUGAGCCAACAAUUCUUGUCUGUAAAGAAACAUUAUUCACCAGUGCUGGGUAGAAGUGCAAGUCUGAAUCAAGGCUCUUAUGAGUCUUUAUCUAAUAUGUUUUAUUAGACAGAUACCUCACUUCUGGUGGCACCUGUAUUGUCUGUCAACUCAAGGAGGUAGGGAAAGAUGUUUUUAAAAAGGAACAGCAAGCUUAUGCAUAUGCUGGGGAUGAGUUACAUGAACGGCAGGACAAACCCAUGUGAUUUCUUGAUUUGAAACAAGCUAGUGUCCCUCAUUGGUGCCAAUACUAACCACUCAUUUCAUAUAGCAGAGAUCUUCCACACACCCUUUCAUCAUCUAUAUAUAGACAUAUGACUUCAGGAUCAGUAACUCAACUCUUCUCCUUCAUUAAACAUCAAAGCUUCCUAUCUUUCCCAGAUCCUUUCAACUCUUUUUAUUGUUUAUUCACUUGGGAAUAUAGAAGCCAUGGGUUUCCGGCUGCCUGUAAUUGUUAGCUCCAAGAGAAGUCUUGCCCGAUCUUCAUCUAAUGCGAACAAGACAGCUUCAAAGACCUUAGAUAUCCCAAAAGGCUACUUUGCGGUCUAUGUUGGAGAGAGACAGAAGGGAGAGAGCCAGAAGAAGCGAUUUUUGAUUCCAAUAUCAUACUUGAACCAACCUUCAUUUAUGGUUUUGCUGAGUCAAGCUGAAGAAGAAUUUGGAUAUGAUCAUCCCAUGGGCGGUAUCACAAUCCCCUGCAGUGAAGACACCUUCCUUGAUCUCACUUCCCGCUUAAGUGUGUGACUGAAUGA